Molecule: messenger RNA, 1022 nt
Organism: Wyeomyia smithii (pitcher-plant mosquito)
Lineage: Eukaryota; Metazoa; Arthropoda; Insecta; Diptera; Culicidae
Exons: 1
Coding region: 363-950 (195 amino acids)
Cellular component (GO): extracellular region
Molecular function (GO): chitin binding
Source: RefSeq, a predicted model, not a curated record
UGCAUCGAAGAACGGCGCAUGCCUACCCCCAAUUGUGUGGGAUUGAAUCGACUGUGGACAAAUUUACAACUUGAGAGCAACGAACAAUGUACGCACUUCAAAUUGCAUGUGACGUAUUAUCCAGUGAACGUUACGUUAAAAAAGUCCAACCAGGUGGGUCACAAGAGUAUCGUAAACUGAGUUGUGCGCCGGUCAGAAGGGUAUUUUUUACCAAUCUUAUCUAAACGCUCUUCCCAGAAGUACCGUCCCAAUCGAUAGUAGCUUCCGAUCCGAUAGUGGCUUCCGAUCCGAUAGCAGCUAUUAAAACUGAUAAUUUUGAAGCGAUUUCCGUUCAGUUGUUUUUAAAGUUUUAAGGUUGAAGGAUGAUAUUUUAUAUAGUGUUGCUAAUUUCUUUCCUCGUUGCGACUAAAGCAGAUGGAAGUGGGAAACUACUUUGCACCGGAAACCAUUUCUGCCGGAAUCUGUCAGACGGAACUGUUCUACCGGAUCCUGACGACUGUCGAUACUAUUAUCUGUGUUUUCUGGGACACGACUGUCACCGAAGCUGCCCGUUGUUUCAGCAGUUCGAUUAUAUCAGGUUGAACUGUUUACCGUUCAAUUUGGCAGUAUGUUACGAUCCGUCAGCUACAACUACAGAAGAAUCCACGACAUUCACACCAUCGGUUACCCAAGAAAAAACCACGGAACAAAUAACAACAACGGAAUUAACCACUGGAGAAGAAACUACGCAGCAAAUAACAACAACGACGGCUGGUCAAGCAAUAAUCUGCGACGACGGUUUCACCGGACUGCUGCCCUAUCCGAAUGAUUGUACAAAAUUCUACGUUUGUUACGCAGAUCAGGAACAGCCGACAUUGAAGGACUGUUUGCAGGGUUACAUCUUCUACGUGCCGUUCGGGGUUUGUCUUCCCGGCAAUAGUGAAACGUGUGAAUUGCAUCAUGACCAUUGACGGCUCACACAGUAAAUGAAUCAAUCCUAACUGCGAUCCAAGUUUUAUCUAAUGGAAAUAAAUUCAUAUCGA